UGUUAUGGUUCUUAGUGUGCAAGUGAUUUUCCGCAUUUAAUACGUAAACGAUAGCACUCAAUGAUAUACUGCAGACUUGAAGAACGUACAUCAUCUCCAAAAAGAAACAUGCAGAAGAGCUGUCAAGUAUGAAGCAUUAAAACACAGGAAGCGGGAGAAUCUUUCAAGAGCAUAAUGAACAAAAGAAAACGACUUAAACCAGGUGUUAAACCUGUGGCAAUGGUUGUUUCAGCGGAUAAAGAGGUUGAGGAUAGUAUGCUAAACAAAAGUUGGUUGUUGACUCUUUCACUGGAAAUUUUGUGUCAUAUUUUAGAUCAUCUUCCCUUGAAGGAUGUGAUGAAAAUGGAUCACAAAUCUAAAAAGCUACAUGAAGCAGUAUCACUUCAUUUGCGAGUUAGGAAGAAAAUUGAUUUCACAGAGAAGGAUGUUUUUGGUUGGAUGUCUGACAAAAUAACAGAUAAAACUUUGAACAAUCUUUUGAUUCGCUGUCGAGAUGUAGAAUAUAUUCAAGGUUUGCAUGUACCAUAUAUAGCCAAACGCCGUACCAGAGGUUUAGAUACGUUGAGUGUCCCUGGAAUCACGGAAGCUUUGGAUUUAUGUAAAAAUCUCAAAGGAAUUGAAAUUUCGGACAUUUACCUUCUUGAGGCUGUUUUGGCUUAUCUACCAGAGGUGGAAAUAUUAGGAACUUUCAAGAAUAGGAUUGGAAAUUUUCCAUUUGAUGAUGCAAACAAACUGAGAUUAUCAGAAAACCCCAGAAUUACAUCCCUGCACCUGAUUGGUGUAUGUAUUCCAGACUUGCCUCCGCUUAUGUUCUUGAAGCAUCUACAGUUGCGAUGGGUACACUUGUCAGGCCAGCAUCCAUUUAUGGACUUUGCUGCACCUCAGCUGCAGACAUUUGUAAUGGCUCACUGCGGGGGACCAGCCAAUUCUAACCCACUCAAGUAUGUACGACUGAUUGCUUCUCUUGCCACAUCACAGAAUUUGAAAAGGCUGGAACUAAUACGAGUGCCAAUCUUAGGAGGACUCAUCCAACAUGUUGUAGAAGAUAGCUGGAGAAUUGAAGGCUUCAAAAAGAUCAACCACCUGAAGUUUGGAGCAUGUAAAUUCAUCCUGGAGAUGGAUGUUGGUUACAUGGUCAUCACAGCUGCUCCAAAUAUGGAGGAAUUGUGUCUACAGCCUUCACUAACCAAGGACAGUCUGUUCAUUUCGCUACGUCUUGCAGAUGUUUCUUUUAGAUUCCUUCAAACUCUACAUCUUGGAUUUGUGGAUGCUUUUCCAGAGCCAGGACAGUGGACAAAUGAAGACCUGGCUGCAGAACACUUGUCAGAUGUGGUGGAACACCCAGCAAUGGUGACAGACAUUGGGAUGAAAUCUGUUGGGCAGUGUUUCCCUGAACUCAAACAUGUACAGAUCUACAACUGUCCACACAUACACAAACCGACAGCCUGGCUUAUACCUGGAGCACAAGCAUGGUCGCAGCUGAGGGAACUGUAUCUACGGCGAUGCCAUGCCGUACGACUAGCCGACUUCUGUCUGUUCAUCGAGCAACUUCCCAACCUGGAGCUAUUGCAUCUGGAACAUAUGUUCCGUGAACCUCCCAAGGGUUGUUCCAGGGUGGGGCUGAGUGCUGGUACCGGUCUUGGAAUGUCCUCGGCUCUUGUGGGAAACCACCAUGGACCCAAUGUCUCCAAUGUUGUUGAUGCCAGCGAUGAUUCGGAUAAUGAAAAUGACAAUAAUAAUAAUGAACUGGUACAUCAGGGGUUUGGUGAUGACCAAGGAGGAGCAGAACCUGUACCAGCCAAUCAGGAAGGCAUUAGUAAACCACCUGAUGAAGAAGGCAGUGGAUUAGCCAAUCAAAUUGCUGAAGAUAAUAUUUUAACAAAUUUAGAAAAAACCAAAGAAUGCUUAAUGUCACAUGACAUGGCAUCAUCCAAUCAGAGAUCAGGAACAAGUGGAAUAUCACAUGAUCGGAUAUUCAUGCGUAAUGAAGCAGAAGCAUGUCUGCCAGGACAAAAGCCGAGUAGUAUUUCAGGGGACCCGAAGAAGGUUCUACCAGUGUGUGAGAGUUCUUACACUGAAAACAAAAUAGACGAGGCUAUGAGUCAGAUGAAGGCAGAGCAUGAGAUUGAGCUGGAGGAGGAAAGGUUAGAGGUCGUUGAUGAGGAUGAUGCAUUUCUUUUGCAUGGUGAAGAUAUGGCAGACGACACCUGGUCAGACGAGGAACAAAGUUCAGAUGGCCAGGACUUGGGUGUGGACGGACAGGAAAGCAAAUCAGGAAAAAAUACUAAUGAUGUUGGUAAAACACAGGGUUCAGAUGAACAAGAUAAAAAAUGUGAAGAUAUGACAGAUCAACGGAAGGAUUCACCAAGUUGUCCUAGCAUUUCCGAAAAUGUAGAAAAGAUGGAUGUUUCUGAAUGUUUGACAACAGAAAACAAUAAAGUUGUUCAUGUGCCUGAUAGUCCUGCUGAAGUUGAAGAAGGAAGCCAAUGUAUGGAUACCACAGAACCCUCUGCAGGGAGGACUGACCAGGCUAUCUCUAAGGAUUGCAUAAGCAAUGUUGUGUGCCUGACAGAGGAUAACAAGAUGGCAGACUUAGACAGUAAAAUUGGUGAUUUAACUAACCAAAGUGAUUUCCACUGUUGCCACUGUCAGAGUGCCAGUAAAGCUCAAACACACAAUUUUACCAGUUGUAAAGGUCAAGGUUACAGUAUAUCCAAAGGUCACCAACAAAAUCAUAUUCAUUGCAAAUUAGAAGAGCAUCAGUCUGGAAAUUGGGGUCAAGGACAUGAUAAAAUUGAUAAUGAUAAUCAAUAUCAAUGUAAAAUUGAGGGUCAAGGAGAAAGUAAGACAGAUAAUGAGGGUCGGAGACAAUGUCAAUGUAACAUUGAAGGUCAAGGACAAAGUAAGAUAGAUAAUGAUGGCCAGAGACAAUGUAAUAUGGAAGGUCAAGGACGAAGUAAGACAGAUAAUGAGGAUGAAGUUGAUGAAGAAACGGUUCUGAUUGUAAGAAGAGAAGAGCCAAGAGGUUACAAAGUCACAAGUGAAAAAGUCAACAGAUCAGAGAAAGUCAUACAGGAGAACAACAUCACACUGUCAGGGGAAACCCCACACAGGGACAGAUGUCAGGGGAUAGUAUCUAAUGUUGUUAUCAUGUUGGGGAUGACCAUGCACAGGCCUAAAGCCACGGGGACCAGGCAGCUGGGACGUGACAUUGUGGUCACAAUCUCUGGUCGCAGUACGUACGUGGGGUCAGGUGAAAUUGAUGUGUCCAUUGUUAAUGGUAAAAAGAUCAUCGCAAUAUUACAGACCGACAUUCCUAGUGGUCCGUGUGAGACACUCAGUGAUGUGUUACAUAACUGUGGUUUGCCUUCAAUCCUGCAUAUUAUCACUGAAGGAGAUUUACGGAAAAUCAGCAUGGUACAACGGCAAGCAAGUGAUGUAGGAAAUACUUCGUCAGAGACGCAUACAUCUACAGUCUUAAGUAAUGAAAAUACGAAUCAGAACGGAAGCAAAGAAUGUCACUUAAAGGCCAAUAAGGAUAAGAAAAAGGAUGAAAGUUUUCAAAAUGAGGGAAAUUCAACUCAAGGUCAAAAGGAGAUUUUAAGUCUGCAGGAUGAAUUGGCAGAAGGAUCUGAAGAGAAAAAUACAUCCAACAGUGAUUUAUGUUGCCAUAAAAAGCAACGUACGAAUAGGACUGAAGAUAAUACAGAUGCAUCAGACAGGGGUAGCCUUAUCAGUACAUCACACGAUACUAGAUCUGAUGAAGAGAAUGCAAAAGUAGAUGAAAGAAAUGUGGAAAAAUCAAAAACAGAUAAAAAAGGUCAGUCACAGAGUUACAUCCCAGACCAGGACAUCAUUAGCUGUAUCACCAUGUCAGGUGAUCAGGCUCCUGUUUGUGACAUAAUUACAUGUACAGGUCCAGUACAGGAUCAGGCCCAAAACCAGGCAAAUGAAACCAUCAGAGGGAAGAGUCCAAUACAUGAUCAGGGCACAAGCCAGGGUACAGGAAAUAAGAGCCCAUUGGAGGAUCAGGCCCCAAACCAGGAUAUGGUCAGAAGUAAGAGCCCAUUGGAGGAUCAGGCCCCAAACCAGGAUAUGGUUAGAAGGAAGAGUCCAAUACAUGAUCAGGGCAAAAGCCAGAGUACAGGAAGUAAGAGCCAAGUGGAGGAUCAGGCCCCAAACCAGGAUUUGGUAAGAAGUAAGAGCCCUGUAGAUGAUCAGGCCCCAAAUCAGGGUUUGGUUAGAAGUAAGAGCCCAGUAGAUGAUGAGGCCCCGAAUCAGGAUUUGGUUAGAAGUAAGAGCCCAGUAGAGGAUCAGGCCGUCGACAGGGAUAUGAUACGAUGUGACUUCCCUGUAAGAGGUAUACUACAUACUUGCUCUGGUAUGGUUGUCCUCCUCUCGCCCUGUUGUCAGAUGUACGGUAACAUGAGGAUCAGGGAUGCUCAGGUCAGUCCCCCUAUCCCUCCCAGUGCUAUGGGUGCGUUUUGGUCGUGUACUGUUGACGAUCCAGGCCCGUCUACUGUGGCCGACCCUAAGUUAGCCGUUACAAAGGUAGACAACUCCAUACAAAGGGGACAAGACAAUGACAAGGCAUGUCAGACUCGUGCUACAGCCUCACAGAGUGACCCUUCAAACCAGGUCAUCAGCUGCCUCUCCAUGGGGGGUCCAACCACUCACAACUCAGUUGGAGUUUCCACGAUCAGUAACGCCAGGCCUCCUGUAGACAGUUAUGUGGCUGGUAAGAGGAUGAUUGACCAGGCGACUAGUACCAGUGACCCUGUGAUUGAGGAUGACCACAUACAAAUACUGGAAGUUAAGUCCAAGAGUCUGCUGUGUCUAUCACUAAACAUGGUUGGAAUCACCGAUCUUGUCCUCACCGACUGUCCCAAGCUUGGUCGCGUCACAGGUUGUGCCUGCCGAGUGUUGAAAAAAGUGAAAACAGUAUCUGUCCCCAAACUUCAGAAGAUGUCCUUUGCCCAAUGUAGGAAACUUGAUGAGGAAUCACUGUUAGAUGAGAUAACUUCUUUGUCAGCCACCAAAAAUCGUGUAAUCUACCUCCGUCCACUACACAAGUUUGAUAGAGCCAGUCUGGAGAAGAGGCUGUUUGGAGGACCUGAUGGGAACUAUGGGCUUUGUGUGGUGUAUGACUACAACCCUUCUCCCCAGGACUCUAUGUACAACAGGACCAGAGUAUCUACCUGGCCUAACCUCUUCAUCGGUAUAAACCUAGAGUUACUCCAGUCAUAUAACUUCAGACAAUUGGAUGGUGUGCUGUCCUCCAAGUACCCCUUGGAUCGCAUGGUAUAUACCAUGGCUGGGGAAAAUGACAAUGGGUCUAAAUGGGAGCUGAUAACAGAUAUCCCCUGGUUACGACCACUAUCAGAAUGUUCUGAUCUGUCGGAGAGUAGAAUUUCAGCCCAGGAUAAGAAAGCUGGAGUGUAUUGUCCAGCAGCUAAAGGCCAUUUUAGUGUGACCGAAUGUCUCGUGGACCUUCAGAAUGAUAUCGCAGAGAAACAGGCAACAGGAAUCGGUCUGAUGGCUUACUCAGUAGUUGUUUACAUAAACAUGUGUGAUGUGUCCGGCGUACCAGUACAUGACCCCUACAUAUAACACAGUGGUAUUUUCAUGCACUUACAUGUAGUCAGAGGUAUUUGCUUAUGUUUCUUAUUCUAGUAAAUUUAAUGGGACUUGAAUGGCCCCUUUUCCAGUAAUGAAGAUUGACUCUGGUUAGCUAGAUCCCGACAAUCGUUUUAUAGACUCUAGUCUCAGUUCUGCGGUAUAUUGAAUGUUUUAUAUAAUGUUAUCCUGCGUGUUAAGUUUACUGCAUCUUUGCUAUGUCAACAUGAUGUCGCUGUAAUAUCAUGAACCAUGCUUGUGCUGUUCAUGCCAAUUUGUAUCCAGCACAAGUAUACAUAAAGUCUUGUAUAAUAAGGUCUUUGUAAAGGAUUAAAAUAUAGUUUGUUUUGUGCAAUACAGAGGUUAUGUGCUGUGGAAAACAAUAGAUGGAUGAUGAAUAUGUUGUGGAAAACAGUAGAGGGGUGAUGAAUGUGUUGUGGAAAACAAUAGAUGGAUGAUGAAUAUGUUGUGGAAAACAAUAGAGGGAUGAUUGAUGUGUUGUGGAAAACAAUUGAGGGGUGAUUGAUGUGUUGUAGAAAACAAUAGAGGGAUGAUGAAUGUGCUGUGGAAAACAAUAGAGGGAUGAUUGAUGUGUUGUGGAAAACAAUAGAUGGAUGAUGAAUGUGUUGUGGAAAACAAUUGAGGGGUGAUGAAUGUGUUGUAGAAAACAAUAGAGCGGUGAUGAAUGUGUUGUAGAAAACAAUAGAGGGGUGAUGGAUGUGUUGUAGAAAACAAUAGAGCGGUGAUGAAUGUGUUGUAGAAAACAAUAGAGGGGUGAUGAAUGUGUUGUAGAAAACAAAAGAGGGGUGAUGAAUGUGUUGUAGAAAACAAAAGAGGGGUGAUGAAUGUGUUGUAGAAAACAAUAGAGGGGUGAUGGAUGUGUUGUAGAAAACAAUAGAGGGAUGAUUGAUGUGUUGUAGAAAACAAUAGAGGGGUGAUGGAUGUGUUGUAGAAAACAAUAGAGGGAUGAUUGAUGUGUUGUAGAAAACAAUAGAGGGGUGAUGGAUGUGUUGUAGAAAACAAUAGAGGGAUGAUUGAUGUGUUGUAGAAAACAAUAGAGGGGUGAUGGAUGUGUUGUGGAAAACAAUAGAGUGAUAAUGAAUGUGUUGUAGAAAACAAUAGAGUGAUAAUGAAUGUGUUGUAGAAAACAAAAGGGGGGUGAUGGAUGUGUUGUGGAAAACAAUAGAGGGGUGAUGAAUGUGUUGUAGAAAACAAUAGAACGGUGAUGAAUGUGUUGUAGAAAACAAUAGGGGGAUGAUGGAUGUGUUGUGGAAAACAAUAGAGGGGUGAUGAAUGUGUUGUAGAAAACAAUAGAACGGUGAUGAAUGUGUUGUAGAAAACAAUAGGGGGGUGAUGGAUGUGUUGUGGAAAACAAUAGAGGGGUGAUGAAUGUGUUGUAGAAAACAAUAGAGGGGUGAUGAAUGUGUUGUGGAAAACAAUAGAGGGGUGAUGAAUGAGUUGUGGAAAACAAUAGAGGGGUGAUGGAUGUGUUGUGGAAAACAAUAGAGGGGUGAUGAAUGUGUUGUAGAAAACAAUAGAGGGGUGAUGAAUGUGUUGUAGAAAACAAUAGAGGGGUGAUGAAUGUGUUGUGGAAAACAAUAGAGGGGUGAUGAAUGUGUUGUGGAAAACAAUAGAGGGGUGAUGAAUGAGUUGUGGAAAACAAUAGAGGGGUGAUGAAUGAGUUGUGGAAAACAAUAGAGGGGUGAUGAAUGAGUUGUGGAAAACAAUAGAGGGGUGAUGAAUGUGUUGUAGAAAACAAUAGAGGGGUGAUGAAUGUGUUGUAGAAAACAAUAGAGGAGUGAUGAAUGUGUUGUGGAAAACAAUAGAGGGGUGAUGAAUGUGUUGUAGAAAACAAUAGAUGGGUGAUGAAUGUGUUGUGGAAAACAAUAGAGGGGUGAUGAAUGUGUUGUAGAAAACAAUUGAGGGGUGAUGAAUGUGUUGUGGAAAACAAUAGAUGGAUGAUGGAUGUGUUGUAGAAAACAAUAGAGUGAUAAUGAAUGUGUUGUGGAAAACAAUAGAGUGAUAAUGAAUGUGUUGUAGAAAACAAUAGAGGGGUGAUGAAUGUGUUUUGGAAAACAAUAGAGGGGUGAUGAAUGUGUUGUGGAAAACAAUAUAUGAGUGAUGAAUGUGUUGUGGAAAACAAUAGAGGGGUGAUGAAUGUGUUGUGGAAAACAAUAGACGGGUGAUGAUUGUGUUGUGGAAAACAAUAGAGGGGUGAUGGAUGUGUUGUAGAAAACAAUAUAUGAGUGAUGAAUGUGUUGUGGAAAACAAUAGAUGGAUGAUGGAUGUGUUGUAGAAAACAAUAGAGGGGUGAUGAAUGAGUUGUGGAAAACAAUAGAGGGGUGAUUGAUGUGUUGUAGAAAACAAUAGAGUGAUAAUGAAUGUGUUGUGGAAAACAAUAGAGUGAUAAUGAAUGUGUUGUGGAAAACAAUAGAGUGAUAAUGAAUGUGUUGUAGAAAACAAUAGAGGGAUGAUGGAUGUGUUGUAGAAAACAAUUGAGGGGUGAUGAAUGUAUUGAAGAAAACAAUUGAGGGAUGAUGGAUGUAUUGUAGAAAACAAUUGAGGGGUGAUGAAUGUGUUUUGGAAAACAAUAGAGGGAUGAUGGAUGUGUUGUAGAAAACAAUAGAGGGGCUAUUAUUGUGUUGUUGUGGAAGUGUUUGUUUGACGCUUCAGUGUAAAGUGAUUACAUCAUGUUUACACUGGCCAGCACUUUCUCGUGAAUCUACAACCGAAAACUGUGAUAUACCACACUCGUUCUUUAAUACAUAAAUGGUGCAAUUAAAAGAGCCAGUCAAUAAAAAUAUAUUUUUCAAUAAAUUGUUUUUUAUA
Molecule: messenger RNA, 8445 nt
Organism: Pecten maximus
Lineage: Eukaryota; Metazoa; Mollusca; Bivalvia; Pectinida; Pectinidae
Product: F-box only protein 38-like
Exons: 17
Coding region: 175-5610 (1811 amino acids)
Biological process (GO): SCF-dependent proteasomal ubiquitin-dependent protein catabolic process; protein K48-linked ubiquitination
Cellular component (GO): cytoplasm; nucleus
Molecular function (GO): protein binding
Source: RefSeq, a predicted model, not a curated record